AUGGAAGCUAUUGCAAGUCGCAAACGAAUCAACCCCCCUAAAGACGCCGUACCCAAUGCGCUCGCAGGCAAGGUAGCCCUAGUGACGGGCUCUUCGUCCGGCAUCGGGGCUGCCAUUGUUAGAGAACUCUCAGCUCGAGGGGCUUCGGUGGUGAUCAACUAUGGAUGGCCCGAGUUGGAACGCGCUGCGAACGAUCUCGGGGAAAGCCUGUCGAGCCCCUGGAUUGCCGUGGAAGCAGACGUAUCGACCACGAGCGGCCCCUCUCAUCUUGUGCAAGCCGCCGUGGACAAAUUCGGGAAGAUCGACAUCGUCGUCAACAAUGCAGCCAAAGCAACACUCGCUAAAGUAGAGGACACAACCGUCGACUUAUGGGAUGCAUCAAUGUCAACCAACGUCCGCGGACCAUUUUUGGUGUGUCAAGCAGCGUUACCGCAUCUCCCACCCAAGUCGGAGGGCGGCGGCGGCAGGAUCAUCAACAUCACUUCUGCUGUAUCGACAGACCCUGAGGUUCAACAAUUGGCGUAUGCCACCAGUAAGGGUGCGAUUGCGACUCUUACCCGUUGUCUGGCGAAAGAUUUACCACCUACCUACGGAUGUACGGUGAACGCAGUGUCUCCUGGUAUUAUCAAAUCGCCACAGUUCCUUGGGGAAUUGCAGCGAACUGGCGGCGCCUUUCUGACGCAGAUAUUCGAUGCCAGGACUCCGGUGGAUGGAUGGAUUGGGUUACCUGAAGAUGUCGCUUUUGCAGUGGCAUUUUUGGCGGAGGAGAGAGCAAGCUGGAUCAAUGGUGCCAGUUUGAAUGUCUCUGGAGGAAUGUUUCUUGAUUGA
Molecule: messenger RNA, 828 nt
Organism: Colletotrichum scovillei
Lineage: Eukaryota; Fungi; Ascomycota; Sordariomycetes; Glomerellales; Glomerellaceae
Product: 3-oxoacyl-(acyl-carrier protein) reductase
Exons: 1
Coding region: 1-828 (275 amino acids)
Molecular function (GO): oxidoreductase activity
Source: RefSeq, a predicted model, not a curated record